Molecule: messenger RNA, 3442 nt
Organism: Salvia miltiorrhiza (redroot sage)
Lineage: Eukaryota; Viridiplantae; Streptophyta; Magnoliopsida; Lamiales; Lamiaceae
Product: nodulation receptor kinase-like
Exons: 15
Coding region: 345-3116 (923 amino acids)
Biological process (GO): protein phosphorylation
Molecular function (GO): protein binding; protein kinase activity; ATP binding
Source: RefSeq, a predicted model, not a curated record
UCAACUACUCUAAAAACAAACAAAUCAGAUUAAUCAUCAAGACUAUUAGUUAAAAUGAUGGUCAUUAAAUUUAUAGUUUCUGUAAUUAGAAUAAUAUAUCUCUAACCUGUUUUCAAUGUUUCAGCAUCAACCUCUAUAGUCAAACUGGAAUAUCAUCAGAGCUUUCUUCAAUUUCUUGUAAUGCUUGUCGUUUAUGCCCUUUUGUCUUCCCUGAGAAAUUCAAACCAGGAAACACCAUCAGCUGAAUUACCAUGCUGUUUUCCUGAUCACAGAAGCAAGCAGAACUAUAAAGUUUAAGAUCAUUAAACCACCCUGAUGGGGCGACUUUCUAUGACGAUUUCAGGAUGAUGGAAGCGUUUGAUAAUGUGAAUACAUGUUGCAUCAUUCUCAUAUUCCUGUUGGUAAAUUCAAGUUAUGCACAAGAAGGCUUGGUUAGCAUUCAGUGUUGCGCUGAUACUACAUUCACAGAUCCGAAUACCAGUAUUAGCUACAUAUCAGAUGAAAGUUGGUAUCCUGAUAAGAAAAGUUGCCAAAACACAGUUUGGACUGGGGAUGUCAAUCAAGAGACUAAUGAAGCAAGAUAUUUUGAGUCGAGAUAUAACAGCAAAUGGUGUUACAAUUUGCCAACAAGGAGUGAAUCUUUCUAUUUAAUUAGAGGAACAUUUCCUCUCAGCAAUCCGCAGGAAUCGCCUUCUGACACAUUUUUCAGUGUAUCAGUUAGUGAAACCGAAAUAGAGAAAGUCAAUACUUCACAGAAACAAGUUGAGGGAUUAUUUAAAGCUACGAGUAACUACACUAACUUCUGCCUAGUGAAGGGCAGAGGGGAAGCGUACCUUUCAAAGCUGGAACUACGACCUUCACAUCCAGAAUACCUAAAGAGAUACACUUCCAGCGUGCUCAAACUUGUGGAUCGGGUAGAUGUAGGAAACACAAUGGCUGAAGUCAGGUACCCAGAUGACUUGUAUGAUCGAAUCUGGAGAUCACAUGUGUACCCUGAUUCAACAGCUACUUACAUGCUGCCGCCCACCACCAAUGUAAAUAUCACCAAUCCAGACAGUAUAAUGCCGCCUCUUAAAGUAUUACAAACAGCUGUGACCCAUCCGGAACGGUUAGAGUUUCAGUAUGGAAACCUUGACGUAGGACCAAGCAAUUACGACCUCUACCUCUACUUUCUUGAGCUGGAUGAUUCUGUUGGAAUCGGGGAAAGGGUAUUUGAUGUGUACAUCAAUGAUCGGAAUAUACAUGAGGUUGAUAUAUGGGCUAGUGGUUCACGCUUCUUGGCAGUAGUUCUCAACUUCACAGCUAACGGAGUUCUUAAUCUGACCUUCGUCAAAGCCUUGAAUUCUCAGUUGGGACCCAUCUGUAAUGCUUAUGAGAUUUUGCAAGUUUACCCAAGGAAUGCAGAGACAAAUGUGGAGGAAGUGGAGGUGAUAAUGAAAGUGAAGAACGAGCUACUUGCCCAGAAUCAAGAUAGUGAAGUUCUGAAGACAUGGUCUGGAGACCCUUGUCUCCCUCUUCCGUGGCAUGGUUUGUCUUGUGACGCUCUCAACGGUACCUCAAUUAUCAGUAAAAUGGACUUAUCCUUCAGCAGACUCACCGGGCCAUUCCCUUCCAGUAUCACCAAGCUGAAAUACCUGAAAGAAUUGAACGUGAGCAAUAAUGGCUUCAUUGGCACUGUUCCUCAGUUUCCAGCUUCUUCCAUGCUGACCUUACUGGAUUUGAGCCACAAUGAUCUCACAGGAAACAUCACAUGGUCUAUUUCCAAAAUGAAAUAUUUGGAAAAACUAUAUUCCGGCUGCAAUUCUCACUUCAGUGGAAGUCUCCCUACAAACUUAAGCAAGUCAAAUCUCACUACAGACAAUGGGGUGUGUAAUGCUCGAGUAUCCCCCCGUUCAGCUCAAGGGAUUCUCAUAGGCACAGUUGCAGCUGGAUCUCUGUUAGUAAUAGUCAUAGUUGGGACGUGCCUGUUCUGCAUUUACAGAAAGAAAAGGACUCUGCAAAAGUAUGAUGACAAGAGGCACCCGAUGUCGAAAAAUGCAAUCUAUUCAAUAGCAAGCACAGAAACUGUGGUUACAAAAUCAAUUUCUAUUCAAAGUUUCACACUGGAGUGCAUAGAGGCUUCAAUACAAAACUACAAAACACUGAUUGGAGAAGGUGGAUUUGGAUCAGUCUAUCGAGGUACUCUAGCUGAUGGUCAAGAAGUUGCAGUGAAGGUCCGAUCAGCCACCUCGACACAGGGAACUCGUGAGUUUGAUAAUGAACUAAACUUGCUCUCAGCAAUUAGGCACGAGAACUUGGUGCGACUGAUUGGAUAUUGUUGCGAGAAUGACCAGCAAAUUCUUGUCUAUCCUUUCAUGUCCAAUGGUUCUCUACAAGAUCGCCUAUAUGGGGCAGCAGCAAAGCGCAAAAUCCUUGAUUGGCCAACAAGACUUUCCAUUGCUUUAGGUGCUGCAAGAGGCUUAACAUAUCUUCACACCUUCUCCGAGCGUUGUGUAAUACAUAGAGAUGUCAAAUCAAGUAAUAUACUUCUGGAUCAUAGCAUGUGUGCAAAAGUUUCAGACUUUGGAUUCUCGAAAUAUGCACCUCAAGAAGGGGACAGUGGUACUUCUCUUGAAGUAAGGGGUACUGCAGGAUACCUGGACCCAGAGUACUACUCAACACAGCAUCUAUCAGCAAAAAGUGAUGUCUUUAGCUUUGGGGUUGUUUUACUGGAAAUUGUAAGUGGCCGAGAACCUCUCAAUAUAAACAGGCCAAGAAAUGAGUGGAGCUUGGUUGAAUGGGCAAAACCUCAUAUAAAGAACUCAAAAGUCGAAGAAAUAGUGGACCCUAGCAUUAAGGGAGGAUACCAUGCUGAGGCAAUGUGGAGAGUUGUAGAGGUAGCUUUGGCGUGUAUUGAACCUUACUCAGCUUAUCGCCCCUGCAUGGCAGACAUUGUUCGUGAGCUAGAAGAUGCUUUCAUCAUAGAAAACAAUGCAUCAGAAUACAUGAAAUCCAUUGAGAGUUUUGGUGGGUCCAAUCGCUACUCAAUAGAGAGGCCUAUCAUCAUACCACCAACUCCAGUUCCGACGGAACCAUCCCCUAUUCUUAUGCAACCGCCUCCUCCACAGCCAAGAUGAUCGGCUGGGGGAAUUGAGGUUGUUGCUUAUGAAAUCAGUUAGCUUACGAUUCUAGACUAUUUGGUUUCUACCAUUGCUUCAUUACUAGUGUUGUGUAAAUACUUCCAUACACCAGUCAAUUGGUCUACCUGAGAAACUCAAACACUGGCAUGUACAAACCAAAUUCCUUCCCCAGACGAUGCAUAAUGCAAAACCACUUAGACUAGGCCAAAUAUUGUUCAGAGAGAAUGUAAAAUUUCACUCAAUUGAGCAUCUGUAUUCUUAACUUGUGACUUGUUGUUUAAACGAAGAAAGCAAAACAGAGCAGCAGCCACAACAUUAUGCCA